Durusdinium trenchii is the source of this 1054-nucleotide messenger RNA. The record is from the annotation of a GenBank genome assembly. NCBI's taxonomy places the organism in Eukaryota, Dinophyceae, Suessiales, Symbiodiniaceae.
AGUUGCCCCGACCACGGGGCCAUGGCCAAAUGAAGUGCUGGUCGGCUUGAUCCAACAUGAAGGCGUGUGUGGCGCUUCUCACUGGGCUGGUGGCAGUCCACGGCGCCUUCUUGGCACCUGAGAAGGAGCCCUUGCAAUUGGAGGUGGCCGGACAUCGAGAGGAACGCGAGCACCGUGAGAAACAGGUGGCGGACGCCGAUCGGCAGAUCGAGGCGCUGGAAGAUCGGCAAUACAAGUCGACUGUGGAGGAGCUCCAGAGCUCAGCCCGCACGGUGCAGGCACAGGCGCAGGCGGCGGCUGAGGAGGCCUUAGGCGCAGAGAGGCAUGUGGAGGAGUUGGCGAUGACGCAGCAGGUGUUGCUGGCCAAAGCCAAGGACUUCAGUGCCCAGCAGGAGGCCGAAGUGAAAUACGCUGAGGACAGCAAUAAGAAGCUCGAGAAAGAGUUAGAGAAGGCCAAGGCCUUCGCGAAGACAUCAGACGCCAGCGCCAAGGACAUGGCCAAGGGCGCUGUGAAGCAGCUUUUCCAGCAGAAGUUCCAGCAGCUGCAAGACUGGCGAGAUCAGGUGCUCACGGACCACUGGGAUAAUGGGCGUCGUGCAGCCCUGGAAGCAGCGGAGCCUUACACGAAGGCCAUGGGCGUGGCACUGGAGAAGGCGAAGAGCUACCAGACGACGGCGAAGACCUUGUCCACCGUGGCCAAAGGCCUGGCGGAGGAGGCGAACCAAGCGACCUUGACUGCGGCAGAGAAGAGGAUGGCGGGUGACGUGGACGGCGCGCUGCGGCUAAACACCGCAGCCCAGCAGAUGCGGAGCCACGGGCAAAAGCUGCGGAGCUACGCCAAGGAGCUGCAAGCAGAGUCGGAGCAUCUCUCCGAGGCCGCGCCCCAAUAUCUCAGCUCCGCCAAGCGCGCCGCUCAGCGUGCCGAGUGGCACGAGAACCCGGAGGCCUUACCGCCGAGGACUCUGGGGUCCUCCUACGUGCCGGCAUAGGAGUCCGAGCUGCCUGCGCAGUGCAAAAGAGGGGCGCAGAUGAAGCAGAAUCAUGUUGGAAGCGA